AUGCUUCGUUUUCUGAACAGCCGAGAAACUGGCGAAGACAACCCACUUCUUUUGAGACGAGCGGAGACAACUCGCCGUAUUUAUAGCCUGGAUCUAAGCACUCACCGUGAUGUUGAACAAGGAACCCAUCGCGGGGGGAUAAACUGCCUUGACAUUGACUUAGUUGAAGAAAGAUAUUUGUUGUCUGGUGGCUCAAAUGGUAUGAUCUUCAUUUAUGACUUGCUUAAUAGCACAGGUGAGCUCAAAUAUACAUGUAAUGCUGUGGCCAGUGUGGGCCUAUCUAAUGUGGAUCGUCAUAGGAGCAGUAUUGAAACUGUACAAUGGUACCCACUUGACACCGGUAUGUUUAUUUCCAGUGGUACUGACAAGUUACUAAAAAUAUGGGACACUAACAACUUAGUUGUUGCUGACAAUUAUGAAUUCAAAGGCAUUGUCUACUGCCAUCACUUGUCAACAGUAGCUCGACAGCAUUCCUUGAUUGCUGUUGGAUGUGAUGGAAGCUCCUUGAGAUUGAUUGAUAUGAAAUCUGGCUCUGCCACACACAGCUUAAAAGGACAUCGUAGGGCUAUUCAGUGCAUCCAAUGGUCACCAAAAGAUGAAUUUAUUUUAGCCUCUGGAGGCACAGACAAUCAAGCUAUGCUCUGGGAUAUUCGCACAUCAAAAGGAUGUCUUAUGAAAUUUGAUCAGCACAAUGGUGAAGGAUCCUCCAAUACAAAAGAUAGCAUAACAGCUCAUGAUGGUCAUGUGAAUGGUUUGCAUUUCACCACUGAUGGACUUCUUUUGGUCACUUUGGGGACAGAUGAACACAUUCACCUGUGGGACACAGCAACUGGAAAGAAUACACUUGUAAAUUAUGGCAAGAUCAAUAAUCAGAGCCGGCGCUCAGUGAAAAUCGCCAUUUCACAUGAUGCUUCUCCAGAUGUGAUCUUCAUUCCUGAGGACAGUGAUAUCAACAUUUAUGAAAUAUCUUCUGGUACAAAAAUUGACGUGCUUCGAGGACAUUACAAUCAGAUAUCUAAAGAUGCCAUGAGAAAUACAUCUCAAAAAAGAAAAAAGAUAUUUUAA
Acanthosepion pharaonis is the source of this 1065-nucleotide messenger RNA. Lineage: Eukaryota; Metazoa; Mollusca; Cephalopoda; Sepiida; Sepiidae. The record is from the annotation of a GenBank genome assembly.